This is a messenger RNA of Haliotis rufescens (red abalone), 6229 nucleotides long. RefSeq names its product structural maintenance of chromosomes protein 4-like. Bases 133 to 3921 code for a protein of 1262 amino acids. Gene Ontology annotation, biological process: mitotic chromosome condensation. Gene Ontology annotation, molecular function: ATP hydrolysis activity; ATP binding; protein binding. Gene Ontology annotation, cellular component: chromosome. NCBI's taxonomy places the organism in Eukaryota, Metazoa, Mollusca, Gastropoda, Lepetellida, Haliotidae. The record is from RefSeq and is a predicted model, not a curated record. The transcript has 27 exons.
GGGUUACGAAGGUGCUUUGGAAAAUGGAGAAUAAUGAAUAUUUUGGACCAAUCGUCUUUCAGUAUUUUCUUCGGCCCGACGACAAACGUUUGAGCGCCAGUUUUGACAACACACAGGAAAAAGACGAUAGACAUGGCAGAAGAGCAAGACGCAAUGGAAGUGGACCAGGGUGUUCCACCAACUCCAAGUGCUUCUCGCAUCUUCAAUCCAGCUGAUUUUGGAGCUAUUGAGAUUCCGAAUGCACCGGAGUCAGUCGCGACAUACGACACUAAUGGCCCCCGCCUGAUGAUCACACACAUUGUGAAUGAAAACUUCAAGUCCUAUGCGGGGGUGCAGACGUUGGGGCCUUUCCACAAGAGUUUCACCUCAAUUGUUGGACCUAAUGGCAGUGGAAAAUCAAAUGUCAUUGAUUCCAUGUUGUUCGUGUUUGGAUAUCGGGCAAACAAGAUACGAUCUAAGAAGAUCAGCGUUCUCAUCCACAACAGUGAGAACCACAAGAACAUCACCACAUGUACCGUGGCAGUGCACUUUCAGAGGAUAGUAGACACAGGGCCAGGGGAUGAUGAAUAUACAAUAGUCCCCAACUCCAAGUUCGUGGUGUCUCGUACGGCGUCUAAGGACAACACCUCCAGCUACUCUGUGGAUGGGAAGCGAGCAACGUACAAGGAAGUUGCCAGGUUUCUCAGAUCAUGUGGAAUAGACCUUGACCACAAUCGGUUCCUUAUUCUACAGGGUGAGGUAGAGCAGAUAGCCAUGAUGAAGCCAAAAGCGCUCACUGAACAUGAGGACGGAAUGCUGGAAUUUCUGGAGGACAUCAUCGGCAGUAACCGUUUCAAGGAGCCCAUUGAAGUAUUGUCGAAGAGAGUCGAGUCUCUCAGCGAGAUGAGAGCAGAGAAGCUGAAUCGUGUAAAGGCGGUAGAGAAAGAGAAGGACGACCUGGAGGCCCCCAAGAAUGAAGCCGUGGAAUUCCUCUCCAUGGAGAACAGUAUUGUCAAGCUGAAGAACAAGCUCUACCAAAAAUACAUAGGAGAGUGUGCUGUGAACGAAGAAAAGGCUACCAAAGAGUAUGACAAGAUCAACGAUAGUAUGAAAGAGGUGAACUCAAAACUCCAGGAAAUCAAUACAGCCAAGAAGGAGAAGGGAAAAGAUCACAAGAAAAUAUACAAGGAGUACGAGACCCUGGUGAAGCAGUGUGAGGAGACCAAGAAUGAGUUCAAGGAGUUUGAGCGCCAGGACGUGAAGUGUCGAGAAGAUCUGAAACACUCGAAGGCCAAGACCAAGAAGCUGGACAAGACCCUGGAUCAGGAGAAGAGAAAGAUUGAGGAACUGAGAGCUGUGCCAGAAGAAAGCGAGAAAGCAAUAGCAGAUAUGAAGAGAAAACUGGAAAAGCUAGAAGCUGACAAAGCCAAGGAAGAAGAAAAACUGAAGGAUGUCAUGGAAAGUCUCAAGACGGAGACAAAGGGCCUACAAGAGGAGAAAGAUGGGAAGGAAGAGAAGCUGUUGGAUUUACAGAAAGGUGUCAAUGAAACCAAAUCAAAGCUUCAAGUAGCUCAGUCUGAGCUGGACCUGUAUCUUAGCAACCAGCAGACGGCGACCACCAAGCUGGAGGAGAUGCAGAAGAACCUGGACAAGGCUGAAACCAACAUGAAGGAUAGAAAAAGUGGAAUUGCCGAGCUAGAGAAAACCAUCCCUGAAGUAGAGCAACUGGUGGCCAAGUGCAAGAAGGAGCUAGAGUCAGCUGUCAGUGUUGAAUCUAGGUCGACCGAAGAGGUUCGCAGUCUGAGAGCCAAGGUCGAGGACGCCCGCAACUCAAUGCAGUCGGCCAAGAGACAGGGCAGGGUGAUCGAGGCACUGAUGGACCAGAAGAAGUCAGGCAAACUACCAGGCAUACAAGGCAGAUUGGGAAACCUGGGGGCAAUAGAUGAGAAGUAUGAUGUUGCCGUGUCAACGGCUUGCGGGGCCCUGGACCACAUCGUUGUGGACAGCAUCAACACGGCACAGAAGUGUGUGGAGUUCCUCAAGAAGAACAGCGUGGGUUCAGCCACCUUCAUUGGCUUGGACAAGAUGCAGCGAUGGGUGGAACACACCAAGAGGAAGAUCACAACACCAGAGAAUGUACCGCGGCUGUUUGAUCUUGUUAAAACAAAGGAUGCUGCAAUUUUGCCAGCAUUUUACUUUGCACUGAGAGACACUCUUGUGGCUAAAGACUUGGAUCAGGCUACUCGGAUAGCCUACGGGAAGACGCGGUACCGGGUUGUCACACUGACGGGGCAGCUGAUUGACACAUCAGGUACCAUGAGUGGUGGUGGUACGUCAGUGAGCAGAGGAAGAAUGGGAUCGUCCCUUGCCUCGGAUGCUGUGGACCCCAAACAACUGGCCAACAUGGAGAACACACUCGAAAAGUUGAUGUCAGAGUCCCGGGAAGCGAGAGGACGGAAGGAGGACCUGGAGGACAAGAUCGGACACAAUGAGAAGGAUCUUACCAACAUGAAACACAGUCUGCAGAAGUUCAAGAUGGAGAUCAAGGCUCUGUCAGACCAGACCACGACACUGAAGGCACAGAUUGUGGAGCAGCAGGAGAAGGUCAAGGCCGCAGCCCCCGAUCAGAAACAGCUGAAGGAGUUGGAGAAGAAAGUCAAUGAAUACAAGAAAGAUUUUGACAAAGCCAGUGGUGCUGCAUCCAAAAUAGAAGCUGAGGUACAGAGCCUCCACCAGCAAAUCAUGGACAUUGGAGGCUCGAAGUUGAAAGCUGUUCAGAGCCGUGUGGAUGCAGUUUCACAGCAGAUAGAUCAGGUCACCGGACAGAUGACCAAGGCCAAUGUAGGAGUGAAGACAUCAGAGAGAAACUUGAAGAAGGCAGAGGACAAGGUGAAAUCUGUGGAGGAGGAGAUUGAGGAGAACAAACAGAAAAUGGGUGAACUGGAGGCACAGUUUAAACAACUGGAAGAAGAUGCCAGCAAAGUUCUAGAGGCCUACCAACAGUCUCAGGAGAAGAUGGGGGAUGUGGAGAGCUCCCUGAAUGAGAUCAAGACAGAGCUGGGCAAGUUGGAGGAAGAGGAGAACACACUCCAGAAGGAGACCAUUGAGGUGCGCCAUGAGCUGGAGAAGUACGAUGGCAUCAUCAAGACUAACCAAGCCAAGAUCAAGCACUGGAAGAAAGAGCUUGGUCAUCUUAGCCUGAACAAGGUGGAUGGUGUUGAGAAUGAGGAGAUGGUGACCGUAGCGACGGAGCAGCUCACCGGCAUCAACAAGGAGGAGGUCCAGUAUGAGAUCACGGUCCUGGAGGAGAAGCUCGCACAGAUGAAGCCCAACAUGGCUGCCAUUGCUGAGUACAGGAAGAAGGAGGAGCUGUACCUCCAGAGAGUGUCGGAACUCGACUCCAUCACCGAGGUACGAGACCAGCAGCGGAAGUACCACGAGGAUCUCCGCAAGCAGCGAUUGGAUGAGUUCAUGACAGGAUUCAGCGCCAUCACCAACAAGCUGAAGGAGAUGUACCAGAUGAUCACUCUCGGGGGAGAUGCAGAGCUGGAGCUGGUCGACUCACUCGACCCAUUCUCGGAAGGAAUUGUGUUCAGUGUGCGGCCGCCCAAGAAGUCAUGGAAGAACAUCUCCAAUCUGUCUGGAGGGGAGAAGACUCUCAGUUCUCUAGCUCUGGUGUUUGCCCUGCACCAUUACAAGCCCACCCCCCUGUACGUCAUGGACGAGAUUGAUGCUGCUCUCGAUUUCAAGAAUGUCUCCAUUGUUGCCAACUACAUCAAGGAGAGAACGAAGAAUGCACAAUUCAUUAUCAUAUCGCUGAGAAACAACAUGUUCGAGUUAGCUGAUCGAUUGGUGGGGAUCUAUAAGACAGAUAACUGCACAAAGUCGGUCACCAUCAACCCCAAGAAGCUCUCUAUACCACUGCAGGAGAUCAAUGCCUGAGACCUGAUGUCUGCACAUACACCAGUGCUGACUGGUGGAAAUACCUAGGACUGUUACAAUGAAACACCAGUGCUGAUUGGUGGAAAUAUCUAGGACCGUUACAAUGAAACACCAGUGCUGAUUGGUGGAAAUAUCUAGGAAGACUGUUUAAUGAAACAGCAAUGCUGACUGGUUUGAAACACUAAGGAUGACUGUCACUUUGAAUCACCAAUGCUGAUUGGUGGAAACAUCUAGGAUGAUAGUUUAAUGAAACAGCUAUGCUGAUUGGUGGAAACACCAAGGAUGACUGUUACAAUGAAACACCAAUGCUGAUUGGUGGAAAUAUCUAGGACUGUUACAAUGAAACACCAAUGCUGAUUGGUGGAAAUAUCUAGGAAGACUGUUACAAUGAAACACCAAUGCUGAUUGGUGGAAGCAUCUAGGAUGCUAGUUCAAUGAAACAGCUAUGCUGAUUGGAAGAAACACCAAGGAUGACUGUCACAAUGAAACGCCGAUGGAAAAGUAUAAGAUGUAUGUUUACAAUGAAAACACAAGGACUUAUUUGUGGAGUAUUAGGGGACAAUAUCCAGAUGAAGAUUUACUUUUAUUUGGUAUUUGUAAAUAGUUCAUUCACUGACUUCACAACUCAUCUGUAAACAAGAAGCAUAUGUUCAUAACGUCAGUCUACUUAAAAACUGUCUUGGUGACAUGUGCUACCAGGUUGUUGAAAUUUAAAUGCUGCCACCAUUCUUCAAGAAUCAAAGACUAACAGUACGUUGUUCAAGCUAAAAUGUUUCUGUCAUGGAAGGAAAGUCAACCGUCUGACAAUUGGUAAAUCCCAUGUAGGAUGUAAAUAGGGUUAUCAAGGAAUUUGUAAUAGACAUUGAGAUGUAGCAGAACAGCUUCAGUACAAACUGUGAUCCACUCCUACCAUGCUUCCUCCAGAGUGAUACCUAAAUGAAAUUUAGUCAACUGUUAGACCAAGCUUCUCCCCCCUCCCCAAUCUGUUAUAGACAUUUGUGAUGUACUACCUUUAUUACAUUCAAUAUACCAUUAGACCAAGCUUUUUCUUUUCUCUCUCUCUCUCUCUCUCCCUCCCUUCUUCCCCCGUUUCUCCUCUCUCUCUCUCUCUCUCUCUCUCUCUCUCUCUCCGUCCCGCCCCACCCUUUCCCCAUCUGAUAGCGAGACUGAGAUGUCAUACCUGUAUUCAGCUUUCUUGUUAGGCCACCAAACCCAUACAAGGUUUUACCGCUAUCACAAUAUUUAAAUAUUCUGUAUUCAAGUUACAAAUGGAAACACAUGAUUGGCUCUGCUUGUCCCAUGGGAUCCACAAAAAAUUGUUUGAAUCAUUCGCAUGUACAUUUUACUGUAAAAUUAAAUAUACAAGGGUCUUACAUAGACUACCUCUCUCAUUGUCCAACCAACUUCACUAAGCUUGUUUCAAACAAGAAAAUUCCCACAUAUAAUUACAGGAAGGCUUGAGAAAUACUUCACAUUGUAUUUGUGGCUGGAACAGAGGUGGCACUUUGUACAGGAAGUAUGGUAUGUUUGGGUCUGUAGGAUGGCUUCAGUGUUCAAGCAUUUCUUACUAGGUAUGCACAAGGUCUCAAUGACAACUUCAAGACAAAUACGUUACACUAACUUACAACAGUCUAAUCACUAAGAACAAUUUGUUAUAGGGCACUGGGUUCAAUUCUGAUGGGGUACAUUGCGUGAAACCUAUUUAUUCCUCGUACUCAUUUGUAUCUACCAUUUUAUCUCAAUGAGUGAGUGAGUAUGGUUUUACGCCGCUUUUUUAGCAAUCUUCCAGCAAUAUCACUUUUGGGGACACCAGAAAUGGGCUUCACACAUUGUACCCAUGUCGGGAAUCAAACCCAGGUAUUCGGCGUGACGAGCGAACACUUUAACCACUAGGCUAGCCCACCACCCCUUUAAUUCAAUUUCAAUUUCAACUUGAAUAUUUGAACACCUACUUAAACAGUCGUAGCACUGUUCAUUCACUUGUACAAAUCUGCUGUCGAGGGGCGGUCGGGUAGCCUAGUGGUUAAAGCGUUCGCUCGUCAUGCCGAAGACCCGGGGUCAAUUCCCGACAUGGGUACAAUGUGUAAAGUCCCCUGCCGUGAUAUUGCUGGAAUAUUGCUAACAGUGGCGUAAAACCAUUUGCUGUUGCAUUUAAUUGAGUCACUAUCAUGGACCCCAAGCUGUUCAGACUAUGGUUGGUUGGUUUGUUUAAUGCCGCACUCAGCAAUAUUCCAGCUAUAUGGUGGCGGUCUGUAAAUAAUCGAAUCUGGUACAGACAAUCCAGUGAUUAAUAUCAUGAGCAUCUAUC